AUGUCUAACGAAGAAAUUUUUCUUUUUACUUCAGAGUCCGUUGGUGAAGGUCACCCUGAUAAAAUUGCUGACCAAGUAUCAGAUGCCAUUCAACGUAUUGGUUAUGAUGAUUCAUCUAAAGGGUUUGAUUAUAAGACUUGUAAUGUGCUUAUAGCUAUCGAACAACAAUCACCAGAUAUCGCUCAAGGUCUUGUACAGAAAGGUCAAGAGCUUGAAAACAUUGGUGCUGGUGAUCAAGGUAUAAUGUUCGGAUAUGCUACUGACGAAACCCCCGAGUUAAUGCCACUUUCCCUGGUAUUAGCUCACAAGUUAAACAAGAAAAUGGCCGAUCUCCGCAGAGAUGGAACUCUUAACUGGCUUCGACCAGAUUCCAAGACCCAAGUUACUAUACGCUAUAAGAAAGAAAAUGGUGCUUUAGUUCCUCUUGGCGUGGAUACAAUCGUAAUUUCAACACAACAUACUCCCGAAAUCACUGUUUCACAACAACAAGCUGAUUUAAAGAAAUAUGUCAUUAGUGAUGUUAUACCAGCACAAUUUCUCAAUGAUGACAUUGUUUAUCAUUUACAACCUUCUGGCAAAUUUAUUAUCGGUGGACCACAAGGUGAUGCUGGUUUAACAGGACGUAAGAUUAUUGUUGAUACGUACGGUGGUCAUGGUGCUCACGGUGGUGGUGCUUUCUCUGGCAAAGAUUGGUCUAAAGUCGAUCGUUCUGCUGCAUAUACCGCUCGCUGGAUUGCUAAAUCUCUCGUCGCAGCUAAAUUGGCACGUCGUAUAUUGGUUCAGCUUUCUUACGCUAUUGGAGUUCCUGAACCUCUCUCUAUUUAUGUUGAUACCUAUGGUACAUCAACCAAGACAAACUCGGAAAUUUUGGAUAUUAUCAAGAAUAACUUCGAUCUGAGGCCAGGUGAAAUUGUAAAACAACUUGGACUCCAUAAACCAGACGGUUGGAGCUACGAACAAACUGCCGCUUAUGGUCAUUUUGGUCGAGAAGAGUUCCCAUGGGAGAAAGUCAAGAAUUUGAACCUUUAA
Funneliformis caledonium is the source of this 1029-nucleotide messenger RNA. The record is from the annotation of a GenBank genome assembly. NCBI's taxonomy places the organism in Eukaryota, Fungi, Glomeromycota, Glomeromycetes, Glomerales, Glomeraceae.